This is a messenger RNA of Anopheles gambiae (African malaria mosquito), 2780 nucleotides long. Its product is annotated as transmembrane protein 87A. Gene Ontology annotation, cellular component: Golgi apparatus; membrane. The transcript is spliced from 9 exons. Gene Ontology annotation, biological process: retrograde transport, endosome to Golgi. Bases 232 to 1881 code for a protein of 549 amino acids. The record is from RefSeq and is a predicted model, not a curated record. Lineage: Eukaryota; Metazoa; Arthropoda; Insecta; Diptera; Culicidae.
UGAUCUUCAAUUGCGUUGUAAACGUCACACAAUUUGUUGGAAGGUGUAAACAAAGCGGCCAUUCGGGCAAAAUAUUAAUGGGAUUUUUAUUUCUCUGAUUUGCUACAGCCGGUCUUCUCGCUAACUAAACGAUAUCGCCCAUCGAAUAGGCUAGUAAUAACGCGCGACAGCUGCUACUGUGGCGGACAAACCUAGUAUAGUGUAGAAAUUGGAAGAAUCAAGCAGGCAGGCAUGAACGAAAGGACGGUGCGGCGUUGUUUGCGGAUAUGUUUCGCAUUUUUAUGUGUUAAUAGCGUAUUUGCUUUUCCGGAGCAAGGAAAAUGGGAUUUUGUGUUAACGAAGCGGAACACGUAUAUUCCAAUACCGAAAUCACUGUACGAUGGAUUCAGCAUUUAUGUACAGGUCACUUGCGAGGCAGCACAGACCCGAACGAGUGCCAGCCCGGAAGUACGUGUGAACAUUUCCUGGAGCCUGCGGGAGCUAAAAUGUUGGCAAGAAUAUGUGAGCUAUUCCUAUUUGCUUCAGGAUGAACGUUUUCCUACGCGAAACAACAUCACGCAGAUCGACUCGGCAGUGUAUCCGAACGUGUGCAGCAAUGAUCGGCACAUUGUAAUUCCGGAAACAAAGUUCGCUGCAGUCAACAGUCCCCUUCCGGCACCGUCUCGAAGAAGUAUCGGAUCGCCGAACAACGAACAGCAACCGGUGUUUACAGUGACCAAGGAUGGACUUUACAUCUUCAUUUUGCGUAUAGAGCCGGGAGAGAAGGAUGGCGGUGCACGUUCGAAUGGAGAGCAGGAAAUGUUCGAUGACUACACGGCGAGUGUACAUGUGGAAAUACGACGCCCGAGUGGCUAUUUGUCAGCCGUUGAUUGGCCGCUUUUACCGUUUUACGGAGCUAUGUGCUUGGUGUAUGUACUGCUGGGCAUCGUAUGGUUGACGGUGUCCUUUUUACAAUGGAGAGAUUUGCUUCGUAUCCAGUUCUGGAUAGGAGGCGUAAUUCUACUGGGAAUGUUGGAAAAGGCCAUGUUCUAUGGGGAAUACCAAAGCAUCAACUCAACCGGAGUGUCCGUGAAAGGGAUGGUGCUGCUCGCGGAAUGGGUGUCCUGUGGAAAGCGAACGUUGGCCAGAAUGCUUGUGAUCAUAGUGUCGCUCGGUUUUGGCAUCGUAAAACCACGACUGGGGCCAAUGUUGCAUCGGGUGGUUGGGACAGGGGUGCUGUAUCUGGUACUAGCGUGCGUUGAGAGCUUUUUGCGCAUCAUGCACACGAAGAACGAUCCCAGCAACCAGAUACUGGUUGCUAGUAUACCGCUUGCCGUACUAGACUCCGCCAUUUGUUGGUGGAUUUUCACGUCCCUUGUGCAAACGACGCGCACUUUGCGUCUGCGACGGAAUAUGGUGAAGCUAUCGUUGUACCGACAUUUUACCAACACGCUCAUAUUUGCUGUGCUCGCCUCCGUGGUGUUUAUGCUGUACUCCAUUAAGGUGCACCGGUUCGCCGACUGCUUGACGGACUGGAAGGAGCUGUGGGUAGACGAUGCAUUUUGGCACGUGCUGUUCUCGACCUUGCUACUCGUAAUCAUGAUUCUUUGGCGACCGACGAACAACAACCAACGUUACGCGUUUACCCCACUGCUAGAUAACCCUGAGGACGAGGAUGAUGAAGAGGAAGAACAAUUCGUCUCCGACGCGUACGGUGUAAAGAUGCGUGGCACAAGGAGCAACUCGCCGAAACCGAACGCCAAGAGUCCGACUACGGACGAGGAAAAUUUGAAAUGGGUAGAGGAUAACAUACCGGCUGCUAUCGCGGACGCGGCGCUUCCAGUGUUGGAUUCGGACGAGGAAAUUAUCAACACGAAAUUUGAGGUCUCCAAAAUGCAGUGAACUACUACACGGUCGAUGGGGAGGAGCGUCAUCGACAUCCUAUGUUAUAUAGUAUAGAGUGUAGUGAAGUAAGCUUGCCAGGUAAUAAUGAAAACUGUUUCAGUACUUCUUUAUAUUGAGUUUCGUUCUAAUCGCUUACGCAUUAGGGGCAUUCGCAAGGACAUCUGCAAGACAGUAUGGAAUGGAAGGGGAAUGGGUUUGAGUUCUAGUAGUACCUCCUCGCCGGAGGUACUUUGCAUAUGCGAUGCGACUGUAAGGUGAUACUACUUCGAACGGCACUAGUCAAACGAUAUAUUUAACGACCCACACACAUUGGACACAUUGGACGAAACGACGUACGAACGAACGAAGAAUGGGGAAAGAAAGUAUCGUACUAUUCGAAGAUUAAUAGUAUAGGGACGACGAUAGAAUUCGAAAAGACGGUUAGAUUAAGUUCUUACGUGAUUGGGGCUUCGUUCGGUUUUUUUGUUUGGCGUAAGUUGUACGUGGUGAUUAAUUUCGUUGCGUUAAUAAUGCAACAAUUAAAGUCUGAUUUGGUUCAAUAGAGUAGCUAACUGUAAUAUCCUCUCGAUUAUUAUUAGCUCGUGAGAUACAAUCAGCAAUUUUGUUUGUUUCUAAAACAGAGCUACUAAUUGAUAUGCUGCAGGGUGUUUUCAUCGUAAUUUAAUAUAUCUUGCUACAUAGAACAGAAAGUAUGUUGAUUCGAUUUUUUUUUCGUUUUCACUGGGCUUUGACAAAAAACGAUGGUGUAAUAGUAUUGUUUCUCUAUAAUUUCUAUAAAUAUAGACACUCUUACGAGCCACAGUCUCCAAAUUGUCUUUGUGCGAUUGUAGAGAGAUAAUGACGCAUGAAGUGUAAGGUAGCCUAAUAAAGAAUACGUCUAAUCAUUCAGUCCUAAA